Molecule: messenger RNA, 1308 nt
Organism: Fusarium proliferatum ET1
Lineage: Eukaryota; Fungi; Ascomycota; Sordariomycetes; Hypocreales; Nectriaceae
Exons: 1
Coding region: 1-1308 (435 amino acids)
Source: RefSeq, a predicted model, not a curated record
AUGAAAGCAUCUUCUAUCUCUGCUCUCUACGGCUUCUUCGCAGUUCUUAACGCAGGAACUGCAAGUGCCAAAGACAAAGAGAACCCCAUUCUGUUCCUCAGCGAAGACGACAGCUUCAACUUCGAUAUCCUCACCGGUCUUGGUCAAAUGGCCAACGACGGCGCAGACGUCAAUCCCGUUCUGAGUGUUGCCAAAAGGAUUAUCCCGGGCGAUUUUGAGAGCUACAUCAAUGAAUGGUUCGACCUUGCAAACAACACCAAGACCCAAGCUCUUGACCCCAAGGUUGCCUACGACCCUAUCAAUGUCAGGGCGACUUGGUUCUCUGUGUCGAACUAUUUCCGCCGUGCUGAUGCUUAUAAUCGCGCCGACUGGGAUGAUCCUCGCAUCAACGGGUAUUGGGAUGAGCAGCGUGCUGCCUUCGAUAAAGCCAUUGCGGCUUUGCCCGUUCCGGCGGAACGAGUUGAUAUUCCUGCUGGUGAUUUCAACGUCUCUGGAAUUUGGUAUUCUCAACCAUACCAAAACAACCAGACCAAGCGACUCCCCACACUCUUGCUCACUCAGGGCUUUGAUGCUGCCCAGGAGGACUUGUACGCAACUUUCGUUGCUCCGGCACUAGCUCGCGGAUACAACAUUUUCUCUUUCGAAGGUCCAGGCCAGCCAACUGUUCGUCGAGAGCAAGGAGUUGGUUUCAUUCCAGACUGGGAACGAGUUGUGACUCCCGUCGUCGACUACAUUCUCUCUCAGAAAUCUGCUUUCGUUGAUCCCAAGAAAUUGGUGCUGUAUGGUCACUCUUUCGGGGGCUAUCUCGCCGCCCGUGCUGCUGCGUUUGAGCCUCGCCUUAAUGCCCUUAUGCUAAACGGCGGCAUCUGGGAUGCUUACACUGGAUACGCCGCUCAUCUUACCCCUAAGCUUCGCAAGCUUCUUGAGUCCGGUGAUAAAGAAGCAUUCGACGAUGCCAUGAGCAAGAUUCAAGACGAUCCAGAGAUCCCCACCACCACCAAAUGGGGCAUCCUACAGGCUCUCUGGUGUUUCAAAACUAAGUCCCCCUACGAAUUCUUCCAGUUGGCCAAGAGCUACAACCUUCGCGGCGGCAUCACAGACCGUAUUCAAAUGCCAGUUUGGAUCGCCGACGGAGAAUUCGAAACACUUCAAUCUGGGCAGUCUAAGCCUGUUGCCGAAGCUUUGGGAGAUCGCGCUGAACUUCACAUGUUUAAUGGUACUGCUGGAUAUCAUUGUCAGACUGGCGCUCCUCAGGAAUUUGGUCGAGUGAUUUUUGCGUGGUUGGACAAGGUCUUGAACAAGGAUUAG